GCUCUAAUAUGGCGGCAUUGUUUUCAUCGCGCACACUAGAUUGCAAAGAUUUACACAGUUACCUGAAGACAUUGUCAUCACAUAUACUUGACAGACUUUAUAACCAUCCAGCUACAUGUUUAGCAGUAUAUAGAGAACUUCCAGAAUUAGCCAAACAUUAUGUGAUGAGAUUGUUAUUUGUUGAUCAGCCAGUAUCCCAGGCUGUAAUAUCAUUGUGGGUCAACAAUAAACAUGCACAGGAACACAGACUAUCAACACGAGCUCUGACUGAUCUUAGAAUCUGGUAUGAGCAACCUUUACCUGGAGGUAUGCAAGGUUGGAUCCUCAACAUGACCUUUAAAGCCAACAUGAAAACAGCACUACUGGGAGGUGGUAAACCAUGGACUGGUAGAGGUAAAGCACCCUUGCCACCUGACAGAAAUAGUCGAGAUGUGGAGUUUCUGGAUAAAUACGCCAUUGAAAGAUGGGAGUGUGUGCUACAUUUCAUGGUUGGUUCCCGGGAAGGAACAGAUGGUGUGAGCCGGGACACAAUAGAGGUUCUCAAACACUCAGGAUUAAUGAAAGUCGAGGAAGGUGACCCUUUGCCAUACAUAACACCUGGAGGUUUCCAGUUUUUGUUGAUGGAUACACCUUCACAAAUCUGGUUUUUCAUGCUACAAUACUUGGACAUGGUGGACAGUCGAGGUCUGGACCUUGUUGAAUGUCUCUCAUUUCUGUUUCAACUUAGUUUUUCAACUUUAGGAAAAGACUACAGCACAGAUGGUAUGAGUGAUGGACAGCAGAGAUUUUUACAACAUUUACGAGAAUUUGGACUCGUGUACCAAAGAAAGAGAAAAGAGAAGAGAUAUUACCCAACUAGAUUAGCUAUAAACCUGGCGUCUGGCUUGACUAGUAUAGGUACAGACUCUCACAGACAAGGAUUUAUUGUUGUAGAGACUAAUUAUAGACUCUAUGCUUACACUGAUUCUCCACUAAAUAUAGCAUUGUUAGCUUUAUUCACGGAGAUGUUAUACAGAUUUCCUAACAUGGCAGUUGGUAACCUGUCCCGAGAUAGUGUAAGAGCUGCACUAAUGAGGGGAAUUACAGCUGAACAAAUUAUAAGUUUUCUAAGAUCUCAUGCACAUCCAGAAAUGAUGAAAGAGAAACCUUCACUUCCAGCAGUAAUUAUUGAUCAGGUACGGUUAUGGGAGCUGGAACGAGACAGAUUUAAAUUCAACGAUGGCGUGUUAUAUAGUCAGUUCCUGUCUCAAUCUGAUUUUGAAAAACUUCGAGAUUAUGCAAAAGAGCUAGGUGUAUUAGUGUGGGACAACAACAACAAGAGAGUGAUGGUUGUCUCAAGGGCUGGUCACGAUUCUGUCAAAAAAUACUGGAAACAACAGAAACAGUCGUAACCCUGUACCUCCUGAAUUUGUGUAAUGGAUUGGCCUUGCUUUCAAUUUGGAACUGUCCAU
This is a messenger RNA of Ruditapes philippinarum (Manila clam), 1451 nucleotides long. Its product is annotated as general transcription factor IIH subunit 4-like. Bases 9 to 1391 code for a protein of 460 amino acids. Gene Ontology annotation, molecular function: ATPase activator activity; double-stranded DNA binding. NCBI's taxonomy places the organism in Eukaryota, Metazoa, Mollusca, Bivalvia, Venerida, Veneridae. The record is from RefSeq and is a predicted model, not a curated record. Gene Ontology annotation, cellular component: transcription factor TFIIH core complex; transcription factor TFIIH holo complex. Gene Ontology annotation, biological process: nucleotide-excision repair. The transcript is spliced from 13 exons.